Molecule: messenger RNA, 2011 nt
Organism: Acipenser ruthenus (sterlet)
Lineage: Eukaryota; Metazoa; Chordata; Actinopteri; Acipenseriformes; Acipenseridae
Product: hypoxanthine-guanine phosphoribosyltransferase
Exons: 9
Coding region: 482-1138 (218 amino acids)
Biological process (GO): GMP salvage; hypoxanthine metabolic process; IMP salvage
Molecular function (GO): magnesium ion binding; hypoxanthine phosphoribosyltransferase activity
Source: RefSeq, a predicted model, not a curated record
AGCAACCCCAGCCUAAACCCUACCCCUACCCCAAUACCUAACCAUUAAGAGUCAUCUGAUGCCCUGAGGACGCGUGCUAGGGGAUACUCCAGCGUGCUGCGUGUCUGCGCCCCAGGUCGACACGGUGCACAUAUUAUCAUACAGUGCUGCUGGAGCGGCCUGUCUGCUGCACUGCGUUUUAUUAUUUGUGUCACUACGAAGCAGGGGCUGCGGCUGCAUUGGGAAACGCAAUUGAAAGCGUGGUGGGCGGCGCUUCGUUUGCGUUCUUCACUCAGCCCCUUAGCCUAGUCCCGACCAAAGCGUGCUUCCGUCCCGUGUACCAUCACCCUCAAACCUAACCCCGAGCAAAACGUGCUUCCGUCCCGUGUACCACACCGUAUUAGCUGCGAGCUCAAGUAAAGAGAAACCGGGGUCGGGAGAAGGCGAAGCGAGCGAGCGGUAGACUAGCACUGUAGCCUGUAGUAAUAACCAUACAAGCGGCAUGGCGACGGACAACUCCUGCAUCGUGCUCAGUGAUGAGGAGCAAGGCUAUGACCUGGAUCUGUUCUGUAUACCCAAGCACUAUGCGGACGACCUGGAGCGAGUCUUCAUCCCACACGGCCUCAUCAUGGACAGGACGGAGCGCCUGGCCCGUGACAUCAUGCGUGAUAUGGGCGGUCACCACAUCGUGGCGCUGUGCGUCCUGAAGGGCGGGUACAAGUUCUUCGCUGACCUGCUGGAUUACAUCAAGGCCUUGAACCGCAACAGCGACAAGUCCAUCCCCAUGACAGUGGACUUCAUCAGGCUCAAGAGCUACUGUAAUGAUCAGUCGACGGGUGAAAUCAAAGUUAUCGGGGGAGACGACCUUUCUACACUGACUGGGAAGAACGUCCUGAUAGUUGAGGACAUUAUCGACACAGGCAAAACCAUGAAGACUUUACUGAAGUUGCUGAAACAGUUCAACCCCAAGAUGGUAAAGGUGGCGAGCUUGCUGGUGAAGAGAACGCCCAGGAGUGUCGGAUACAGACCAGACUUUGUAGGAUUUGAAGUUCCUGACAAGUACCUCGUGGGAUAUGCGCUAGACUAUAACGAGUACUUUAGAGAUCUCAAUCAUAUCUGUGUGAUCAGUGAACACGGCAAAGAGAAGUACAAAGCAUGAAGAGCCCUGUCCAACGCCGAGCUGGGAAUGAUUCUAUUCUUGUGAACUGUUAGAUUGUUUUAUAUUUUAAAAGCAAUGCUUUAAGGAUCUGUUUUGUAUUUGCUGUUUCUUGGUGGCACGGGACCCUUCCAGCGUCCCCCGACACACCGUGCAGGCUGCUGUCCCUCUCGAACCUGCAGCCAGCUACUCACUUCCAAAGCGUUUAUUAGAGACACGCGCACUUCAUGCUUUGAUGUCAAUUAAAAUAUUUCAGCUGUUAGUAAAUCCAGAGGGAGCUCCUGAUAAUCGUCCGUGCAGACGCUGCAGUGAAACGAAGAACACUCGAAACAUGACCGUUCAAACCACACUGAGCUGUGGACAAAUUGAGAGAAAUAUGGACGAGGUUUGACUGCACUAUGGAAAAAUGAAAAGGUUUAAAUGGUUAAAAAAAAAAAAAAAAACCCAUUAUUUAUUAAAAUCAUUGAACCCUUUCAUGUAAAUCCCCCAAAAAACCUUGAGGUUUCAUUCAUUUUUAUAUGCUGCUGAUAUACCUCCUUCCAAAAAAACAACCAAAAAUAUAUAACUAUAUAUAUACACACACACACACUGCAUCCACACUGUCCCCUUAAUCAAGUUGAUCAAUGCAGCAUGAAACAUUAUAAAGUUUUAUAAAGCAGGCCGGGUCUUUUAAAAAGAAACUAGCAGAAAACAAAGAAACUUCAGCUGUAAAAAAAAAAAAGAAAAAGGAGGCCUCCCAGUGAACUCGAGGGCAUGUAAAGUAUAACGCAGCCGCGUUCUGACCCUGAACUGAAGCGGAGGCUUCUCACGAUUAGUGUAAUUUAAAUUGUUGAAUGUUAAUUGUCUGUUGGUCUAAAUUAAAGCAUCAUUGCAACA